Molecule: messenger RNA, 4408 nt
Organism: Chelmon rostratus (copperband butterflyfish)
Lineage: Eukaryota; Metazoa; Chordata; Actinopteri; Chaetodontiformes; Chaetodontidae
Gene: tmem269
Product: transmembrane protein 269
Exons: 6
Coding region: 1603-2196 (197 amino acids)
Biological process (GO): phospholipid biosynthetic process
Cellular component (GO): membrane
Molecular function (GO): phosphotransferase activity, for other substituted phosphate groups
Source: RefSeq, a predicted model, not a curated record
CCUGACUCCCUCCUCUGAUGAAGAGUCUGUUGAACUCGCCUGGCUUUGGAAUCACAGGAAGUUCAGGGUGAAAAACACUUGAAGGGUUGCUACUGCAACAUUUAAAGAUAUUUAAAUCUUGCAGGUCAUUUUCUGUGCAUUCUGUCUCGGACAGUACUACGACUUGAGAGAACGCAAUAAACUCACAAGAGCGGAGGCCGACAGGAAAAUAAAGAUUUCUUUGUCUGACUUCAUUAAAAAACAUCGGAGCUUAGCGGGGGCUGAGGCACUUUUUGGCUGGAUUGAGGCAGCGUCAGCAGCCAUUCCAUCUUGCUGAGUAACUGUCGUUCAUACUGCAAAUUUUGUCUUCGAAACUAAACUUAUCAAGUUAUUAUUACAAGUUUUACUAACUGCAUUCGAAGCAAACACACAGCUUAAUUAAACUAUUCCUAUUGGUGAUAAAUCCCAUGCAGUUUAAUGAUUGAAUGUAAACUGCAUGUUCUAAAAACAAGGACACAGGUGAGGUUUUGGAUUUAUCUGUAUGCCACAGUCUCAGUUAAAGCCCAGGCUGCAGUGGUAUAAAUAGAUUGGGCUGUGUGAGUGUUGCUGCCAUGCCCUUGUCUCAGGUCACUGUGUCUGAUCAGAGUUAACAGGCUAAUUGAUCUCAUGUCUGGUAUGUGUCAAUGCAGUACGUCCAACUCUCUCUCACUGUAGCCAGUGGUAUAUGUGGUAGUCCCCUAUAUUCGUAUCCUUCCCCACACCAGUAUUUGUGUAUAUUUAGCCCCAGAUAUGAGUGCUAACUCUUCACAUGCGUCCUCUUCAGACAUUGUAUCCUUUUGACAUUUUUCCUUUUUAAAUAGUGUCUAUUGAUAUUGAAGUUUACUGCAUGUCAUUGUGGCCAUUUUUUAAUAUAUAUAUAUAUAUAACAGCUAAAAUAUGUACAAUAUGUUUAGCAUACAAAUGGAAGUGAUAAUGUAAUGAGUAGUUAAUCAGGCACUCUUUAAUGUUGCAUGCUGUAGGCUUCACAUGAAUAAAUGUACAGUAACAAAUGCAUUUUAGUGAUCUGAAAAUGGAUGAAUGUAUCGUAAGGUCGGUCUCCAUCCAAUAAACAUACGUCUUGGUAAGUGAUGCUUCUUUUACACUAGUCGGGGGAAUCAGUUUCAAAGUAAUUUAUGUGCUUUAAAUACAGUAAAAUAAAAAAAGGCUAAAAAGAAACACAUAUGCAAUCUUAUGCUACAAUUUCCUGCAAUAUGGAUUCCCACCAGAUGGUAUAAAGAUAUUAUUAUUCAGUUAAUAUAGCAUUAAGUUUACAAUCAGAUUUUUUUCACAUUUUUCCUCUCAGUCCAGCUGAGGUUUGACUGAAACUGGGAUAUAAGUUAACUUCAGACAUAUUUAUCGAAAGGUCAGCCGGGAUGGUCACCCGAUCACAGUAGCUUUUAGCUUUAGCUUCUUAAACCUCAGCACAGGUUUGGCCAAACACAGACAACUACUAACUACCAUUGCUUUGUGGUCUCAGGUCUCUUCCAGUGCGCCAACAAGCUCUUUCUGAGUGAUCAGGCCACAGGACUGCAGAUCAAGGAGUUUGCACGUAAAAAUGCAGCUAAUGCGCUGUCAGUGGCCAACAUGGUCAUGGGCAUGGCCUCCAUUCUCAGCAGUCUUAAUGGGCACCAUCAUGCUGCAUGUUGGCUGGUUCUGAUUGGCUACCUGCUGGAUUUGGCAGAUGGAGCAGUUGCCAGGCGACUCGAUGCCUGCUCUGCACUGGGCGCCAAGCUGGAUGAUUUCGCUGACUUCACGACCUUCGGCAUCGCCACGUCGUUGCUCCUAAGGACAUCUGACCUGCUGGACAACAUCCUGUGCAUGUGUUACGUCCUGUCUGUGUUUGUCCGCCUCUGUUUCUUCUCAAGCGGGAUCCCGUUCAUGUACCGUGGCCUGCCCUGCAUCUACUCCUCCGCCAUCUUGGCCAGCGCCUCUCUGCUGUCAGGGGGAAACAUGGCCAUGCUGAGGGUCAUCGCAAUGGCCAUGAUCCUCUUCAUGAUCAGCCAGAACUUCUACCCCCAUGACAGAGUGCUGGAGUCCCAGGCCUGGAAGAAAGCGGUCUAUGCUGGAGGAGUCGUCAUGGUGUUCUGCUCUUUCUUCCCCCCUGCAUGUGUGUACUACCUGCUGUGGUCCGGCUCCUACAUUUUGUUCCCAACAUCCCUUUGGAGCAGUAAAGUGUAAAAGGGGUUCCGGAUUUUCCCCAAAACUCCCAGAUAGGUUUACCUCUGGGCCAUCCGGGUGAACUGAGGCUUCCUGCCAUGGAGGAUCCAAGCUGAACAUGCUCAUGCACCACAGGCUGACACUCGCUCUAUUUCUUUCUAAUGGUUUUUUUCCAUUGGUGAAAAUACAGGCAGAAUCGUACAAUCCACACUCCUUUAAAAUAACAAUGGCAGCAUAAAAAGAUGAGCAACCCCCCAACCCCUUUAUUUGGUUUGGUUCUUUGCACUCAGUAUUAAAUCUCAGAGUUAAAAAAAAUCAGUUGGCUGUAUGUUAGAAUGUAAAACACUUUGGGUUGAGGUACAGUGUCAGCACAGGGUCUUUCAUUAUAGAGGAUCUUCUCUGGAGUACAGUUUGAUGUUAAUUUAUUGAACCAGUGUCCGUGUGAGGAAGGGAGGUCAGAUUUCCAGUUUACUAAAACGCUUUUUCCCAGCUGCUACUGGCAAAUGAAAUGAAGAGCUUAACAGCGUUGUUCAUUUUCAGUCUCCCAGGAGCCACACUUUAGCAUCCUGUGGAUUAUUCUUUUCUAUCAUCUAUCUGAGGUAGUAAUAGUAAUCAAGUUCAAAAACUCUGCAAUCAUUGGGUAAAGCCAGAUCACAAGUAAAGAAUUUAUAAUUUUACAUUUCUGGCACACAAAACAUUGUUAAAUAUGUGCAGCGUACCAGGUGUUAAGUAUGUUCUGUGCAAGAUGUUGAAAUGAAUUAGUUUGUGCUUAGUGGAGAUUAAAAACCUUUAAUCUUGCUCCAUAAUAAUCAAAUGAGCAAUUUCGAAUCAUUUGUGUUUUUAAGAGGUCUUCAUAUUCAGGACAUAUUAUUGAGAAUAUUGCAAAUAGCUGACGAUAGACCUCCGCUGUUUCUCCAGAGGGGUCUCCUCCGAUAUGCCAGGAGAUCUAUUAGGAGAGUUUGACCCGCUGUUUGAUUUGCAAGUACUGGUUGUGUUGAGGCAGGUAGUAUUUUUGAGAAGAGAAUAUACUUUCUGUGUAUGAGUACCCAACUGUUUUGAUGCCUUUAUCCACCCAACUGAGUGUACCGUCUGCUACGGGAUUUGGAAUAUUUGGGUUGUUCCAUAGUGAAGUGUUUUUAAAGAGUGAACCUUUAGAUUCAAGGAUGAAAUGGGCCUCCUGCCAAGAAACGAGGGUGUUUUGUAUGAUUGGGUUCUUGUUAUUGUACUGUUUGUUUUUAUUACCCAAAAAGGGAACUUCAUUCAGUGGAGUUGUUUGCAAUUAUUGUUUUUGUAUUAAUAUCCACCUGCUUGCAUUGUCUUCUGAAUGUUACCAAAUUCAUAUGGGUCUAAACUGUGAUGCGAGAUAAUAUUUUGGGGAAUUGGGGCGAUUUAAACCAGGUUUAAAGGGUUUCUCGUGCCACAGAAAAAGGAUGCCAUUGCCUUGUUUAGGUCUAUAAAUAUUUUACGGGAAUGCAGUGGAAGAAUUAUAUGGUUUUAGGUAAGAUAAUCAUUUAUAUUGUGUUUAUUCUUCCAAUUAAGGACACAGGUAAGUCCAUCCAUCUUUUAAGGUCAAGCUUGAUUUGAUCUAAUAGUUUAAUGUAAUUUUUUGUGUAUGUUUAUCAAAUUGCAUCCUGACCCAGAUAGAUUCUCGGAUACUUAAAUCUAUUGAGAGACCAUUUACAGGUUGAGGCGAUAUAGGUGACAUUAAAUGGCAGCCCUAUCAUGCACUGUGUUCUGUCAGACAUUUGAGCUGUGGUGGAAAUGAGGCUAGUGGAACCUUAAUGAACAGUUAGAGGUCAUCUGCAUAUAGUGAUACCUUAUGUUCAGCACAGCUAAAUUUAGAUAAUGUUAGAUCUACUGGCACAGCUGUACAGAAGAGAAAGAUGAGGAGGGACCAAAUGCCGUUGGAGAGAAUUCAAGCUUUUGGAGCACUGAAAAUAGUUUUAAUAUAUUUCAUGAAGUUAUGUCCAAAGUUCAUUGCUUCUAGGGUCUCAAAGAGAAAGGUGGGUUCGACUGUGUCACGGGCUUUGAAGGCAUCCAUCGAGACUAUUAUCUUGUUUCUGAGCUGCAUUCAUGUGAAACAGCUGACGCGCAUUAUCAAAACCUUGUCUGUCUUUAAUAAACCCUGUUUGGUCUGCAUGAAUGAUUUUUGACAUAACUUUCACAAGUCUGCUUGCAAACAAUUUGGCUAAUAUUUUAUAAUCUGAAUUUAAUAAAUUUAAGAAGAGUCACA